Molecule: messenger RNA, 666 nt
Organism: Lolium rigidum
Lineage: Eukaryota; Viridiplantae; Streptophyta; Magnoliopsida; Poales; Poaceae
Product: cleavage stimulating factor 64-like
Exons: 1
Coding region: 1-666 (221 amino acids)
Cellular component (GO): mRNA cleavage and polyadenylation specificity factor complex
Molecular function (GO): mRNA binding
Source: RefSeq, a predicted model, not a curated record
AUGGACAGCCUCGCCGCGGCCGCCGCCAACUGCCGCUGCAGCCGCGUCGUCUACGUCGGCAACAUCGCCUUCCACGCCGUCGACAAGGAGGUCCUCGACGCCUGCGAGCUCAUCGGCCCCGUCCGCUCCUUCCGCCUCGCCGCCGACGCCGCCACGGGCAAGCGCAAGGGCUACGCCUUCGUCGAGUACGCCGACGACGCCACGGCGCAGAGCGCAUGCCGCAACCUGCACGGCCACCUCCUGCGUGGCCGCGAGCUGCGCGUCGGCCUCGCCGACAGGACCGGCGCGUCGGGGAGGCGCCGCGGCGACCACGACCCCGUCGGCAUGGACGACGCCAUCCACGCCGCCUCCCUCGUCGACUUCUCCGGGCAGCGCCACGCCGCAGCCGUCGCCUCCGUCACGCGGUAUCUGGCCGGCCUGUCCAGGCACCAGCUGCGGGAAGCCGCGGCCGCGUUCGAGACCAACAAGCUUCUCAAGGACACCGCCAUGGAGAUGGUGCAGCGCCUGCUCGACAUGGCGGCCGCCGACGCUGCCGCCGAGGAGGCAAAGAGGAAGAGGCAGGAGAGCGUCUCUGCUGCGACGGCCGAUGAUCACCGCGCCAAGAUGAGGAAGCUGGAAGAUGGCGGGAAGGCCACGCCGGUGCCCGCUGGAGUUGCCUGCGUCUGA